Ectocarpus sp. CCAP 1310/34 is the source of this 960-nucleotide messenger RNA. Lineage: Eukaryota; Phaeophyceae; Ectocarpales; Ectocarpaceae. The record is from the annotation of a GenBank genome assembly.
AUGGUUGCACGAGCAGCAAUUUUGUCAGUCGCCUUGUCGACCAGCGUGUGCUCGGUCGGCGAGUCCUUUGUGACGCCCAACGUCGCAGUAGUGCCAGGCGGGGCGUUUUCGUCUCACAGAGCAGCACAGGCCGCACGCUCGAGACGACCAGCAGCUCCUGCUGCUAAACCAGCCCGUAGCGGACGCGAUGAUGCCCCUCUCAUGUCGACAUCCACCGACUUGAAGCAGUUGGGGCUGACCCCGGAGCUGGAAAGGUUGACGAAGGUGUUCAGGUCUUGCCCCACGGACAAGAUGCGACAGAUGCAGCUCCUGCACCUCACGCAAAUGGGCGACAAGAUGGACCCGGCUCUCCAGACAGAGGAGAACAAGGUCUUGGGGUGCCUCUCGACCGUGUACGUUGCAGCGGAGGUGAAGGACGGCCUAAUCUACUACUCCACGGACUCGGACGCGAUGAUCACCAAGGGGUCGGCUCGCCUUCUUCUCGCGAUGGGCCUUUCCGGUAACUCGCCGGAGGCCAUCCAGACCGUCAAGCCAGAGUUCAUCCAAGUGGCCGGCCUUCAGGCCAGCCUCGCUGCCGGGCGAAACAACGGGUUCAUCAACAUGCUACGGACGAUGAAGGGGAAGGCGCUAGCGUUGGGCGGCGAGUCGGCCAUCCGCGCAGCUAUGGAGCAAGCAGCCCCGGCGGCGGAAACAGCGGCGCCGGAGGAGGCGGAGGAAAGCGGGACGAUGGCGUCACGGGUAACAGAAAAGCUGCAAAAGCUGGAGCCGUUGAAGCUGGUCAUCGAGGACGAGUCAGGCGGGGAAGAGUCCAAGUUCAUGAUUAAAAUCGUCAGCAAAUCCUUCGAGGGCCUGACGCUGUUGAAGCGGCACCGAUCCGUGUACGGCCUCAUGGCCGACGAAAUGAAAAUAGUACACGCGGUUACCCUAGACACGAAGACGCCCGAGGAGGCAGGAAUGUAG